Chaetura pelagica (chimney swift) is the source of this 375-nucleotide messenger RNA. It is a transcript of the gene UTS2, whose product is annotated as urotensin 2. Gene Ontology annotation, cellular component: extracellular region. Gene Ontology annotation, biological process: blood vessel diameter maintenance; regulation of blood pressure. The coding region runs from base 1 to 375 and encodes 124 amino acids. The transcript has 4 exons. Gene Ontology annotation, molecular function: hormone activity. Lineage: Eukaryota; Metazoa; Chordata; Aves; Apodiformes; Apodidae. The record is from RefSeq and is a predicted model, not a curated record.
AUGCACAGGCUGUUAUUCUGCUGUCUCAUCAUUAUCAGCUUUUCCUGUCCUCUCUCAACUCUCCCCAUCAUCAACACCAGUGAGAAGUCUUAUCAACUCCCAGUUGAUGAAGAGUUGAGAUUAAAUCUAGAACGGCUGGGCAGCCUAGGAAGCACUUCUCUGCUUCCAUUUCUGCCAGAGCUCUUGGGCACACUGACUGAAGACAACAAAGCAGGUCUCAGCCCCAGCAGCUACAACUCAGGGGAAAGUAUCAAAGAGACUUUGUAUGGGAAUCAACCUCGAAUUGCUUUGCUGGGCCGCUUCUUGACCAGGGACAAGAAACAGUACAAGAAACGUGGGAAUCUUUCUGAGUGCUUCUGGAAAUACUGUGUGUAA